Molecule: messenger RNA, 2136 nt
Organism: Myotis daubentonii (Daubenton's bat)
Lineage: Eukaryota; Metazoa; Chordata; Mammalia; Chiroptera; Vespertilionidae
Gene: REDIC1
Product: regulator of DNA class I crossover intermediates 1
Source: RefSeq, a predicted model, not a curated record
AUGAGGCACGGCCUAGCCGUGCUGCUGGCGGCCUCGGGCAUCGACUCCAUGGCCCACAGUGGGAGCCCAGCGCGGGCCGCCACCUGCCAACUGCCCCCCGGACCAGACCCACGCAGCAACGGCGGCGGUGGAGCGGGGCGCAUGCCCUCGCCCGAGGAGACGGAGGAGGAGGCGAUCGCUGGUGCCCCCGGGGACGAGACGGAGGAUUGCAGGGCCAGGGUUCUGCUCAAGCAAGAAAAGAGAAAGCAAAAGGAAUAUUUUGAAAAGAAAAGGUUCAAAUCAAAAAUGAAAUUACUGGGAGUUUUAUCACCUGUCAAAAAUUCCACUGUCAGUUUAGACCUCCUUAACCUAUAUGUGGUAAAUCAGAUCUCUUGCCAGAAGAAAACACCUGAAACUAUGAGAAAACCAAUCCAUGUGAAUAUGAAUAGAGACAUAAAAAUGCCCCUAAAAAAGCAUGAUUUAGAACUUCCGAUGUCGCCUUCCUGUGUACCAUCUAAACUCUGCAUUGAUGAUCUAGAAAGCAGUAUGCACCAUCAAAGACUGGGAAGCAAGGAAGAACUGGGCCCGGUUCAGUUGUCACAAGUCAUGGACUCAUAUAGAAUUUUUGAACCUCAGUUCAACAGAGUAGAAAACUGCAGUUUCACACCAUCAUCUUUUUCUGCAGAAUUAUCUUCUAACAGAAAUGUUACAAAACAAAAUUUCGUCCCCAGAAUAGCACCUAGUCCUCAGAAAGUUGCAUAUGAAAAAAUACAGAAUGAGCAGCUCAGUAAUGUCAAUUAUUCUAAUUGCUUGUUUUCCAAAUUAAAUGAAAGUCAAGAUGCUCUUAGUUCAUCAUAUAAAACAGCAAAAAUUGGAACAUUAUUUGAAAGAUUAAGCAGUCCAGGAAAUAGGAGUGUCUUUGCUGGAAGCCCUGCUAUAGUGAUGGGUGAAGAUUGUGGAAGCAUGGAUGAGAGAAGACACUCAGAUUUCAUUACUGAAAAACAAUCAGUACAACAUAUUUGGGGAGAAAAUAAAGAAGAGGUGUCAAAUUUCCUUGAGGAUGUGAACCAGCCAACCCCCAGUCUUCUGCCAGAGAAUUUUGAGUCUUUUAUUAACGAAAAUGCGAUCAAUUUAUUAAGCAUAGAUCAACAGAGGAUAACAAAACCAUUUGAAAAUUGUGGUUAUGACAGUAUGGGUAUCACCAAUUCUGAUAAAAAUCAUCCCUCUGACAGAUGCAUUUUUAGAAAUCCAGGGUUGAAUUUUAGUAGUUCUAACUUUAAUAAAACAAGUUAUUCAGAAAAGUGUCAGCCAAAGAAGAACUAUCAGAAAGAAUACAACAAUAAUGAAGGAAAUAAUCCUAGUACAUCUUUUGAGAAGAAUUGUUAUCCAGCCAGCGCUGAAAAGAAAGGAAAAUUUGUAAAGGACUACCAAAAGAAGAAACGACAGAUAGAAAUCCAGAAAUAUCCAGUGAACAAUAUGAGUAUUCCUUUGGAGGAAUUGAAUUCUAAGAAAUCAUGGGACUUUGGACUUAGUGAGAAUCUGAUUGAAGAAGGAGGAACAUGUUCUAUAAAAGGUGCACCAAAAUCUACAAAGAAAAUCUUUAACAAUAAUGAUUCUUCACAGAGUAGUCUGUCUUCCAGUUACUCUCCAAGGGCAACAGAUAGUUGUUUCAGUUCUAGUUCAGAGAUGCCAUCUGAUGAUGAAGAUCAAACAUUGCAGAAAAUUGAAGAUUCAAGUAGGAGAUCCAUCAAAACUGAAGAAACAACUAAUAAUUUUUAUUUAGAAAGGAUGGCAGAAUUUCCACGUGAUAGGAUUGUUAAAAACAAUGACAAAAUUCAUAAACAAACUGAAAGUUUUCACCAGGUCUCAAUGAAAAAUAACACAGAUCAGUCUGCACAGUCUCAGCAUAAUUCAACACAUGUAUUACAAAACCAAACCAGUAAUAACUGCACUGUACAGUUUGUGAGAUGUGAUGCCUGGGUACAAACAGAGAGUGAACCUGUAAUGAAAGAAAGAUUAGAUGCUGCCAUACAGUGUGAUAUAAUUUCACAGUGUAAGUGUAGAAGUAAUGAGUCUUCUCUUUGUAAUGUUGAAAGGUGCAGUGAAAACAUUAAGGCAGAUACCACUGGAGGGCAGGAAAUCCUUAAGAACAACUGA